Gasterosteus aculeatus aculeatus (three-spined stickleback) is the source of this 1115-nucleotide messenger RNA. The record is from RefSeq and is a predicted model, not a curated record. Lineage: Eukaryota; Metazoa; Chordata; Actinopteri; Perciformes; Gasterosteidae.
AUGUGCAUUGAGAUCGGUGUGAUCUAAAUUCUGUGAAGCGCCGAAAUGAAGGUUUGCUUUCACAGAAAAGAGGACACUUGUUGCACUUCCUUCCUACCACUCUGCACCAGCGGCCCACUGGCUGGAGAGAUGUGUUCUGUGGUCUGCGGCCAUAGUUUGCACUUCGUAAGCGUCGCUUACAGACUGCAGCUCUUCUGACGGCUCUCUACCAUCAUGGACCAGCCGACGCAGUUGUGUUGCGUUCUUCUGCUGCCGUUGUGCUUGUGUUUGGAUGCUGAAGUGAGUGAAUUUAAAACCAUCGGGAGAGGACCUGACGUCACUCCCAUCUGCAGCAAUGCAACAGAGAUCAUAACGCUCAUAGUGUGUAAGAUCAGAACUAACAGGACUGGAGCAGAGUGUCGUCUGCUGUAUCGAUACGGAGGAGACUUUGAGCACGAAUGUGACUCCAGGUUCACUCUUAAGAUGGAGAAUCAGACCGUGUUUCUCCACCUGACUGGUCUCACACCAGUGGACAGUGGGAACUACACCUGUGAGUGUUCACGUGUGGGCGAGACCGUUACCCUCCAUCUGAAUAUCACCGUGGAAGGGGAAGAAGAGAGAGAGAGCGGCGUGACGUCACACACGCGGCUUCUAAACGCGUUGAUCGGUGCAACAACAGUCAUCUGUAUAACUGCAGUUAUCUUUGGGUUGAUCUACAGGGGAAAACGUCACAGGUCGCGGUCAUCUGUACGUGAGACUCACGACUCUGUUGAAGACGACCCAGAUGACCCGUAUACGAGCCUCCAGCAACCAGCCGCUGACCUUUACCAGACGAUCUCCCACUCAAGAGGCUCUAAAGACCAGGAAGUAGACGGAGGAGACUCUGAUCAAAGUUGCCAGGACACUUAUGAAAAUAUGACUCCGUAAGCAGCACGAGGACUAUGACUUGUGUUUGUACUUAAUCAUGAUUUCUUGCAAUAAGAUGUGAUUUAAGUAGAUGUUGAAUGAGCUGAAGGUCCUUUUGAAUCACAUUUCAUUCUCUCAUACUAUUUCAUUUUGAACAUUCACACAUUCACACACCUUGUUAUGAGUUGGGGCCUUUCUGAUUGUUACAAUAAAAGUUUUAAAAUAAUCUA